Molecule: messenger RNA, 4017 nt
Organism: Anthonomus grandis grandis
Lineage: Eukaryota; Metazoa; Arthropoda; Insecta; Coleoptera; Curculionidae
Exons: 7
Coding region: 1244-3868 (874 amino acids)
Source: RefSeq, a predicted model, not a curated record
CUGGUCCAGUUUAUGCUUUAGACCACCCAAGGACAAGCCAGUCAGGAUUAAAUAUGUGUCAUUUGCAUACUGACAGACUAUCCCACGACCAUUUUAGGAUUUCUAUUCUAAUUAUUUUCGACCAAUGGGAUUUGUCUUUCUGCAUAAGACACUAUGCUCCCUGUCAGUUAAAUAUGAUCUUAAAAGAGUCAAGUAAAUUGCCCUAAGACCAUAUUGUUCUAAUUCGGACAAGUGUCAAAUGCUUUUGACAAAUCAAAAUACAGCGCAGAUACUUUCUCUCCUUUGCCCACCAAUAUAAUCAAUGGUAUAUACCGGGUGGCGCAUCGAAAACGAAGCCCGGGCAGUCCAUUAACUUUUGCAUUUGUAUAUUAUAACAAUUAAUUUACCGCAAAAAAAAAUUAAUAUUUAUUGAUAAGCAAAAAAAUAAAUAUUAUAUUGAUGAAUAAAAACUUGUUUUUAGUGAAAUUUUCACAGUAAGUACAAAUAUUAUAUAAAAUAUAACCACGUCCCGAUAUCUCCAUAUAGACGUUCCACUGUGCGACGUUAUCUUCUUUUCACUUCGAGAAAACUUACCAGAUCAUAUUCUAUAGUUUUUUUUACAAACUUGACUAAAAUCUAAGAGGUCGGUUGGGUUAGGUAAAUUUCUCAAAUAGUUUAAAAAUUUCUAGAAUUUUCAAAGGGUCUUCUCUUUACUUCCUACUUCUGAAUCCCCUUUCUACACACACAUGAUAUAUUGUUCUUAAUACCUUAUAAGCUGGAGCAUCAGACUGUGUAUCCUGGUUAUUCAUUAGUGAUUCUGGCCUCUGUCUAUGACCUAUUUGGCCCCAAGUCCGUCAGGUGUCAGCAGUAACAAUUUUUUACCUGACCAUUACACGAGCGUAAAACCAGAAAUAAGUUACUGCAGCUGUAAAUGUGUGAGGAAACGCGAUCUUAAAAUAACUUGACCUGACAUAAUUCGGUAGAUUUUCGAAUUACGACUAUUCUUAUUUGUGUGUUGAACGGAAUGGUCUGUGCGUUCAUGCGGUCUGAUUGCCAAGAGAAGUUCUCCAAAAAACGGCACGAAGGAAGAGGACCUAUGACUUUUCCAAACUUUUUUGACGUCAUCUUGAGUACAUAAAAAAACAAUUCCUAUAACUACCCUUAAUAAAAUCACAAACUAAACCGGCGAUGCGAAAAUUACCAACCAAAAAGUUCCACUUGCCAAAAAAGAAGAUCUUUUAACCCGACUGAAACAGAAAAAAAAAUGUUCCGACGUGACCCGACUUCACCGCCGACCCAAUUUUCGGUUCAUGCCGAAUUCACCAUCACCCAUCCGGGUUCCGAUGACCCCCGGCACCGUCCCAGAACCAGCACCGAGCGUGACGAAACCACCGGCGGUGUCAAAAUGACUUACACGUGGCAACCCCCCGACUGGCAGGAACCAACUGCCCAAUCGGACGACGCCCACUCUGAGGGUGGACCUAAGAGAGAAACGUGGCCCAGCAGCAUAUCAAACAGCAAUAAAUCUCUAUAUAGUAGUGAUACGGCCAGUACAUCGACCCUUACGCCCCAAAAUACUAUGGCCCCUCCGAAAAUAAGUCCCCCAAGUGCGAUUUUCGGCACCGAGUACACCAAAGGAUACCAGCAAGGAAAUUUGUUCUUCACGUCCACUCCGCCGCCGUCAAAAGGGGAAUCGGGAAGCAAAUACAUUCCAAGAGAUCCCAGAUUAAGCGCCCUCGGGGGCUUAAAACACGACUCCUCGGGUUACGGGAGUGAUUUGAUGAGUCCCAACUCGCAGCGGGGACAAAGUUUGCUCAGAACUCAUCAGGAGCAUCAUCCGUUCGAUAGGAAGUGCAAGAGUACUUGCAACAUCACUUUGUCCACGAAUUUGUCGCGGGAUAAAUGUUACUCUCACUCGCAGUGCGGUAGGACACAAAGUUUACGUUGCCAAACGCCCUCCGGUAACGGCCAAAGAAACCCGUUGAAAUAUUAUGGGUGUGGCGACCCAUGGUGUCAUCAUGUGAGACAAGGGGAUGAACUUUCUUGUUGGCCAAAUAGGAUUACGCCUGUUAUAGAAGAACCAAAUUCUAUACCUGAGCCGAACCCAUUUAAUACGUCAAACAAGAGGGACGCCUCGGUGCAAACGUUUCAAAUGGUAGACAAGUGUACUUCGCCGUUUUCUCGCAUGAACAGCAUGGAGUCCGUUGAUAGUAGAAGUGCGAAAAGUGUGAAAAACGCCCAGAAGUACCAAAAGAGAGGCUUAACGGAACCGAUUCCGAGAAAUUUCGGUGAUAGGAGCCCUGGUGCAGGCAGUUUCACACCCGAUAGCUUGGAAAGUGUUAAGCCUCAAAAACGUCUAUCGCGUGCCCCAAAACUACGUAGACUACCGGCGGUCGACCAAAAAACCCCACCACAUGACCCUCCCCAACCACUUUCGCAUAAAGAAUCGUCCAGUUCCACUCAAGAUUCCAACUUAAAAAAACCGAGAACCGUCCAUAUCGACGUAUAUUGUACCGGUACCGAACUGGAGUCUGAUGCGAGCAGUAACGACAGCGAUAAUGCCAGUAAGAGCGCCAGUACACCGCAGACGGUAUUCGAAAAUGAAAAAAUGCGAGUAACUAGUAGGAAAGCCGACGCGAAAGAACUUCCGUUUUAUUUGAAGAACGUUAUUGGUCCAAAAGCUGAACGGUUAAGAGAGAAGUUCGGUGGGAUGAGUGGUGCGAGUAGGUCGGCGGAGACUAAUACGUCGGUGGAGAGGGAAGAAUCGGACGAUGAUAAUGCCAGUACCGCUUAUCCGUCCAAAAUGAGUUCUUAUUCUAAUAUCGGCGACUUCUCUGCCUCAGUAUCCUCCGUACCACGUUCCUGGACCACAUACUCCAUGUCCAGUUGCGCCAUUCCCGAAGACUACGAUUCAGUAACGAACACCAGCUGGAAAGACACUUUUUCCGACAUAGACAGUUUACUAAUGAGCCGUUCGAGCAUCGCCCCCGCCGAAAGUCUGGAUUUCGUGCCGAAGAAACGAUUAGAGACCAGCGAGAGCAUCGACGAGACCCCCGAGUACAAUUUCGCGCGAAAGGAUUUGUUGGAGACGCCCAGCAGUUUGCAGCCGAGUGACAGUUUCGAAUAUGCCAACUCGGAGGACCGGGUCAGGAUCAAGCAGAUGGAAGAAAUGUGGAAAAAACGAUCGCCAUCGAAGCCUCAAGUGGAUAAAGAAACCCUAAAACUGCAACAGGAGCGCAUCCGCAAGUACAUGGAUCACAAGAUGAUGUCAUCAACGAGAAAAACCUGGGAUUCCAAAGAGAGCGACAGCAACGACUCGGACGACUCGGGCAAAGCCUGGACUUUUAUUAAGAAAAACGACACGUUCGCUCGAAAGAAUGCCGAAAAAAACACACCAAAAAAACAAGCCCAACAACCCAAAAGUCCGGUGAACAACCUGCUUCCGAACACGGUUAGGGACGCCUUGGCCCGCUCCCUAACCCCCGAAAGUGAAAAACUCAACCUCGUUGCACCUCCCAACAAACGGCCUCCUCCUCUUAAAAAAUCGUCUGAAGAUCAAGGCUCGCUGAGCGACUCCAACACUCCUCCGUCGCCCUCUUUAACGCAAAGACUCUCCUUGGAUCCCUCACUGCGGUCUCCUUUUAUGUUAAUCUCGGGAGUGUACACGGAGCCGCGGACUAUCGCGAGGAAAUUCGGCACAGUGGUCGGGGCGUUAAAGAAACCGGGACAUCACAUCGGACCGGCCAAAAAUCCCGAUUGUUUGUGCGUGCAUUGCACGGAAUAUUGGGAACGGGUGGGCGGGUGUGUCCGGGGUCGGACGAGAAGCGUCGGCGAUCCGCCUAGCGGGCAAUACGUGAACAAUUGGAAGGAGUUUUUGGGACAAAAAUGAUUUUUUUUUUCUUGAAGAAUUGAUACUCGAGAUAUUAUGAACUGUGGUUUCUUUUUUGUUUUUAUACAACUGUUGUGAUAAAAAUGCUUUUUUAAUUUUUAGUUUAAGUGAUUUGGAUGGAAUAUGUUGCUGAACAAUGGGAUGAAGAG